CUGCAAAUGCAAUCAAGUUGGUGGAAAAAAAAAAAAGCUUUGAAGUUUGCUGCAAAGAUCGAGAAGGACUCUCUCUAUAUUUGCUACUUUUCUCCAGAAGGUUACAGAUAUUAUUUAACUUGUGAGAAUUGAAGCCACACCCACAAGCUAAAUUCAGUUAUUUGCAUAAGAAACAAGUGAGGUCUUGAUUUGGUAUCAUGGCUGAGGAUAGAGCUUUGCAGCAAACUGAGAGAAAAUGGAAGAUGCCACUCCUGGUUUUCUUUAGAGAUGCAAGACUUGUUUUUAAGAUGGAUGAACUUGGUUCUGAGAUACUAAGGAUUGCAGUACCUGCUGCUAUGGCUUUAGCUGCUGAUCCCAUUGCUUCGCUGAUUGACACUGCAUUCAUUGGCCAUCUGGGACCUGUGGAAAUAGCCGCAGUUGGAGUUUCAAUUGCCAUCUUCAAUCAAGCAUCAAAAGUUACCAUAUUCCCAUUGGUUAGUAUCACUACUUCAUUUGUUGCUGAGGAAGAUACUGUUCAAAGGGUGAGCAAAGAACCACAAGAGGUGGAGAACUUGGAAAAGAAGGAUUCAGGUAAAACCUCUGUAGUGAAAGAAGAUGUCAUGCUUGAGAACUUGGAGAAAGGAUCAGCAACGGACACUGAAAAGAAUAAAGAUUCAAUUCCAGAAGAUGCAGCUACAUGCAAGUCUCCCACUUUUACUGAAGGCAAAGGUGUCAAUGAAAAAUCAAACAAUAAGAAGAAGGGAAGAAGACAUAUUCCUUCAGCCUCAACAGCACUCAUUGUUGGAGGAAUUCUUGGUCUUGUUCAGGCAAUAUUCCUCAUUUUCUGUGCAAAACCUCUCCUCAAUAUCAUGGGUGUGAAAUCUAAUUCCCCAAUGUUAACUCCUGCAAGGAAGUAUUUGACAUUAAGAUCACUAGGUUCUCCUGCAGUUCUUCUGUCUUUAGCCAUGCAAGGAGUCUUCAGAGGAUUUAAAGAUACAAAAACUCCAUUAUAUGCCACUGUUGCUGGAGAUGUAACAAACAUCAUUUUGGAUCCGAUUUUCAUCUUCGUCUGCCGGUUGGGGGUCAGCGGUGCAGCCAUUGCACAUGUUCUUUCCCAGUACUUGAUUUCACUUAUUCUCCUGUGGAGGUUAAUGAAAAAAGUUGAUCUCUUACCACCAAGUCUUAAAGAUUUACAAUUUGGUCGGUUUCUCAAAAAUGGUUUCCUAUUGUUGGCUAGAGUUAUAGCUGCUACUAUCUGUGUAACCUUAGCAGCAUCAAGGGCAGCAAGGCUCGGUUCGACACCAAUGGCUGCUUUUCAAGUCUGCUUACAGGUCUGGUUGACCUCAUCACUUCUUGCAGAUGGCUUGGCUGUUGCUGGACAGGCAAUCAUUGCCUGUGCAUUUGCUGAGAAGGACUACCAGAAGGCAACAACUGCGGCAACUAGGGUUCUGCAGAUGAGUUUUGUUCUUGGCCUGGGGCUAGCUGUUGUUGUUGGAGUAGGUUUGCAUUUUGGGGAUGGAAUUUUUUCAAAAGAUCCUAAUGUUCUUCACAUUAUAAGCAUAGGCAUUCCGUUUGUUGCAGCUACACAACCUAUCAACUCGAUAGCCUUUGUUUUUGAUGGUGUGAACUUUGGAGCAUCUGAUUUUGCAUAUUCUGCAUAUUCAAUGGUCCUUGUGGCUAUAGCAAGCAUUGCAGCCAUUUUUGUUCUUUCUAAAACUGGUGGGUUUGUUGGAAUAUGGGUUGCUCUAACCAUCUUUAUGGGGCUACGUACAUUUGCUGGUGUAUGGAGAAUGGGGACUGGAACUGGACCAUGGGGUUUUCUCAAAGGUCGACUGUUGCCAUAGGAAAUAUUCUGACCAAUAUAAACUCUCAUAUUUUCUCUUACCCAUUUUUGCCUCUCCUCUUGUUGUCUCUCCCUUUUGGCUGUGGCUUUGGCUUUGAUCUCGUCUUCUGGACAACUAUAUAUAUAUAUAUACACUCUGCUUUCUGCAGUUCCUUGCA
Molecule: messenger RNA, 1980 nt
Organism: Manihot esculenta (cassava)
Lineage: Eukaryota; Viridiplantae; Streptophyta; Magnoliopsida; Malpighiales; Euphorbiaceae
Product: protein DETOXIFICATION 43
Exons: 14
Coding region: 198-1823 (541 amino acids)
Biological process (GO): transmembrane transport
Cellular component (GO): membrane
Molecular function (GO): antiporter activity; citrate transmembrane transporter activity; xenobiotic transmembrane transporter activity
Source: RefSeq, a predicted model, not a curated record